GGAGCUGACAACACGAUUCCAGUGACAAAAAAUCCCCCCAAAGGAAUCUCAACCACAGGCCAAUCACGAAUCUCUCUCUCCUCCUACUGUAUUUAAGAAACCCAAUCCAAUCCUCCGGGAUCCCUCCCUCCCUCCCCUCCCGCAUUGGAAAUUCCACUCACCCAACCGCCAUCGUAGAGAGAGAGAGAGAAUCACAUGGCUCGCUCCCCACUCUCCCUCUCCCUCUCUCUCCUCCUCCUCCUCGCCGUCGCCGGCGCUUCUACCUUCGACGAGGAGAACCCUAUCAGAACGGUCGUAUCUAACGUUCUUCGCGAAUUCGAGACCUCUGUCGUCAACGUCGUCGGUUACAGCCGUCAAGCUCUCUCCUUCGCCCGCUUCGCCCACAGGUAUGGGAAGAGCUAUGAGACUGAGGAGGAAAUGAAGCUGCGGUUCUCGAUUUUCUCUGAGAACUUGAAGUUAAUCAAAUCUCAUAACAGAAAGGGCCUUUCCUACACUAUGGCUGUUAAUAAAUUUGCUGAUUGGACCUGGGAGGAGUUCCACAGACAUAGGUUAGGAGCCGCUCAAAACUGUUCUGCCACCAAAAAGGGCAAUCACAAGCUCACUGACGAUCUCCUUCCUGAAAUGAAAGAUUGGAGAGAGAUAGGAAUAGUCAGCCCAGUAAAAGAUCAAGGCCAUUGUGGUUCUUGCUGGACUUUCAGCACCACAGGUGCUCUAGAGGCAGCUUACAGGCAGGCAUUUGGGAAGGAAGUCUCUCUAUCAGAGCAGCAGCUUGUGGACUGUGCAGGAGCCUUUAAUAACUUCGGCUGCAGUGGUGGGUUGCCAUCCCAAGCCUUUGAGUACAUAAAACACAAUGGCGGCCUUGACACUGAGGAAGCUUACCCGUAUACUGCAAAAGAUGGUGAAUGCAAAUUUUCUUCUGAAAACGUUGGUGUCCAGGUUCUCGACUCUGUCAACAUUACCCUGGGUGCUGAAGAUGAACUAAAGCAUGCAGUGGCGUUCGUUCGUCCAGUGAGUGUGGCAUUUGAAGUGGUGAAUGGUUUCCGAUUGUACAAGGAUGGAGUUUACACCAGCGAUUCAUGUGGCACAACUCCGAUGGAUGUGAAUCAUGCUGUUCUUGCAGUUGGAUAUGGAGUUGAAAAUGGUGUCUCGUAUUGGCUCAUUAAGAACUCAUGGGGAGAAGACUGGGGUGACAAUGGCUACUUUAAGAUGGAGAUGGGGAAAAACAUGUGUGGUAGGUUUUUACUGCUCAUUUUGCCUGUACAAAUUAACAAAAGCUGCACAUGCUAGGUUGGGCCAUGUCUUACUAUCUUGUAGAUAGAUGCUAAAUAUUUCUAGUGGAUUUACCGGACAAGAGAUGUGCAAAACAUAUCCAUUUUGAUAAUUGAGACUAAUGCUAAAAUUCGAAUGCAGGCGUUGCAACUUGUGCAUCAUACCCCAUUGUUGGUUGACUGCUGUUUGAGGAAGCGAUGUCUUCUUUCACGAGAUUUCUGGUUUAUGUUGUCUUGCUUCUAUCUGGAAUGUAGUUUGUCUCCCAUCUAUAAGCUCAAGGGUCUUGUUGUAGUGUUGAUAGUUCAGGCUCAAUGUACAAAUAAGAACCGGCCAAGUAUACCUAUUGUUGUAUGCACUAGAUCCUUGGUAAAUUUCCAAGGGUGUCACUGCUGGGUGUAAGAAUAUUUUGUCUAUAUUUCAUGAAUCCUUUAUGUUUUA
Molecule: messenger RNA, 1707 nt
Organism: Rhododendron vialii
Lineage: Eukaryota; Viridiplantae; Streptophyta; Magnoliopsida; Ericales; Ericaceae
Product: thiol protease aleurain-like
Exons: 7
Coding region: 196-1287 (363 amino acids)
Biological process (GO): immune response
Cellular component (GO): lysosome
Molecular function (GO): cysteine-type endopeptidase activity
Source: RefSeq, a predicted model, not a curated record